Cucurbita maxima (winter squash) is the source of this 2161-nucleotide messenger RNA. Its product is annotated as probable serine/threonine-protein kinase At1g09600. Gene Ontology annotation, cellular component: cyclin-dependent protein kinase holoenzyme complex; nucleus. Gene Ontology annotation, biological process: protein phosphorylation; positive regulation of transcription elongation by RNA polymerase II. NCBI's taxonomy places the organism in Eukaryota, Viridiplantae, Streptophyta, Magnoliopsida, Cucurbitales, Cucurbitaceae. The transcript has 8 exons. Gene Ontology annotation, molecular function: RNA polymerase II CTD heptapeptide repeat kinase activity; ATP binding; cyclin-dependent protein serine/threonine kinase activity. The record is from RefSeq and is a predicted model, not a curated record. The coding region runs from base 298 to 2043 and encodes 581 amino acids.
AGCGUUCAUCAUCAUUCGCCAUCAUUGGAUUCGAUCAUUCAUCAUUCCAUUUUUCUCUCAAAUCCCAGCACGGCAAUUUCCGCUUUCGAUUCUCUCUCAAAAUUAUCAAUGAACAAAAGUUGUUGCCUACAAUCCUCUUCACUCAUUGAGCGGAGAAAGCUAUGAAGAAGAUCUCUAAAGUGCCGGCCAUGGACAGCCAAGCUCGUCUUCUUUUCCCCAUCCAUAUCCAUCACUCCAAAUGCUUCUCAUCAUCCCCUUUUCCUCAAAUUCCAAACCCUAAUUUUCUCCCCCAAAUCGAUGGGCUGCGCGCAAGCGAAGCAUUCGAUGAAUUCACCUAAUGGGGGAAUUCAGAGCCUGAAAUUGGAAAAUGGGUAUGUUGGGAUUGGGGAUUUUAAUGCUCAUCGGAGGCCAGCGGCGCAGAGGAGAUUUGUCAACAGGGAGGCCUCUGAAGCAGUGAACUCCCACGGUUGUGAUGGCGGCGGCGGUAAUGGCGGAUUAGGUUUAGAGAAGAGUGAGGUGGUGGUGGAUGGAUGGCCCAAAUGGCUUACUAGCAAUAUUCCUAAGCAUGUGUUGGCUGGCUUGGUUCCCAAGAGUGUGGAGGCCUAUGACAAGCUUGAUAAGGUAGGCCAAGGAAGUUACAGCAAUGUGUACAAAGCUCGAGAUAGGGAAAGUGGAAGGAUUGUUGCCCUUAAGAAGGUCCGUUUUGAUACAACAGAGCCUGAGAGUGUGAAGUUCAUGGCAAGAGAAAUUAUGAUAUUACUGAAAUUGGAUCACCCCAACAUUGUCAAACUUGAAGGAUUGGCCACCUCAAGAAUGCAGUUCAGUCUUUAUCUUGUUUUCGAGUUUAUGCAGACUGAUUUGGCCCGGGUUAUUUCUCGCCCCGGAGUACGGCUUACGGAGCCUCAGGUCAAAUGCUAUAUGCAUCAGCUACUCUCUGGUCUGAAGCAUUGCCAUGAUAAGGGGAUACUACACCGUGAUAUCAAAGGAUCAAACCUGUUAAUCGACAAAAACGGGAUGCUGAAGAUUGGUGACUUUGGUCUUGCCAAUUUUUUCGGUCCAAAGAUACAUCUUACAAAUCGUGUUGUGACACUUUGGUAUCGAGCCCCGGAGCUAUUGUUAGGUUCUACAGAUUAUGGAGUUGGCAUUGAUCUAUGGAGUGCUGGAUGCCUCUUGGCCGAAAUGUUUACGGGAAGGCCGAUUCUGCCCGGUCGAACAGAGGUUGAACAACUCCACAAAAUUUUCAAGGUAUGUGGAACACCAUCUGAGGAAUAUUGGAGAAAACUCAAGCUAUCACCGAGUUUCAAGCCUCCGCAGUCGUAUCGACCUAGUCUCCGAGAAUCGUUUAAGCAUCUGCCGUCCUCGUCUUUAGGUCUCCUAAGCACUCUACUUGCUUUAGAGCCUUCAUAUCGCGGUUCUGCGUCGUUAGCUCUCGAGAAUGAAUUCUUUUACACAAGCCCAUUGGCAUGUGAUGUUUCGGGUCUUCCUGUUAUCCAUAGUGAGCCCGAUGAACCGAAUCAAACGAAUCAGCCGAAAUCAAUUUACAGGUCCAAGAAUCCUAAAGCGACAAGGCGUUCUUCUACACACCAAGGGCGUCGGAGGAAAGAUUUAGCUGCUGAAAAACCAAAAGAGUCGAACAUUCGCAAACAGCUUUCACAGCAAAUGGUCGAUGCUGACGAACAAAGUGAAGAUCGAGGGAGUACUACAAUGAGCACCUCCUCGAGUGCUAACACGGGAGGGAGAAAAGAGAGUACUACGACAAGCACCUCCUCAAGCGUUAACAGGGGAGGAUCAGGAAAGGGGAGCUCUAACUUCUUGCCAUCUCCAACCACAUCUAAUAAGAAACCGUCGCGAACCGAAGGCCGUCUUGAGGCUACCAACAACCUCAAAUUGCCUCCGUUACCCAAGUCGAGAAGAUACUCAACCUUUAACAUCGAAGACCGUGAUACACAUAUGUCUGGUCGGAUUCGGAGGUCGGUCUCAACCAGAGAUUUCAGGAACUUGGGGCGAAAAGAGCAUUUGAAACUAUAUGCUGUUGAUGAUUAGGCUUAUGUGUAAGAUCAUAUACUCCUUUUAGCUAAUUUUUCUUUUCUUCUAUGAAUUAAUAUUAACUGAAACUGAAAUAAUUGGCUGAGCUUAAAUAGAGAGCAAAGCCUUGAUGUUA